This is a messenger RNA of Macrobrachium nipponense, 5188 nucleotides long. RefSeq lists its product as uncharacterized. Bases 296 to 3673 code for a protein of 1125 amino acids. Lineage: Eukaryota; Metazoa; Arthropoda; Malacostraca; Decapoda; Palaemonidae. The transcript has 6 exons. Gene Ontology annotation, molecular function: RNA cap trimethylguanosine synthase activity. Gene Ontology annotation, biological process: 7-methylguanosine cap hypermethylation; 7-methylguanosine RNA capping. The record is from RefSeq and is a predicted model, not a curated record. Gene Ontology annotation, cellular component: nucleus.
CAUUAUCCCACCUACACAGGACCACCACCAACCUCCACAAAAGAAGGUAAAUAACAGCCCACUGUCCGCGACUCCGCAGUCCGCUACUCACUGGUCCAGUCGAUCUUCAGACGCCGAACUAGCAACGUGAUCAGUGUUGAGUCGUGUAUUGGAUGAUUGAUUUACAAGAUAUAGGAACAAGCCAGAAAAAGUCAGUUGAAGUCCUAAAUUGUUAAGCGUUCCUGGCAUAAUUCUACAAAACUGUAAGGCACAGUUCAGUUAAGUAGGUGUGCUUUGUUAAUCCUCCCUCAGGAAAAUGGUUCUCCCCAAAAUUAUUACAACAAAAUGGUAUGGUGAGGGGAAGUCAGUGUUAGAAUUCAAAAGAGCGGCUCAGCUGAGUGAUGAUGAAUCAGAAACUUCUAUCAAGAAGAGUGGAAAAAUAAUUUGUUAUAUGUCUUCAUUGUUCAUAAGUGAAUAUGAAGAAAGGGUUCCAGCACAAUUAGAGGACAAAGUUGCUGCUGAAACUAGUGCAUCAGUACCUUUAAAUGGUGAUUCUCUUCAUUUUGAUGGAAAAGUCUAUAUUUGCCCACCUGAUGUACCACAUGCAAUAUGGCAGUCAUGGCAUGAACACUGGGAAAAUUGGAAGGAAAUUUACAUUCCACUGUCAUGGAUUCAGAAGAAUCGCAGCCUCUGUAAAGAUUCCCAUGUAGAAUGGCAUGACUCUUACAUUCAAGACUAUCCAUGGGUAAUCCCUGUCAUUCAAGAUGGACUUGAUGAGAUUAUGUAUACAUCUGAUUCUGUGUCUAAAGACAAAAGUGAAGAGGAGCUCCUGGAAAAAGCUGACACUGUAGAGAAGCCCCAAGAAAACACCAACACUGAGGAGGAGCCUGAAGAAAAGGCAGACACUUACAGCAAGCCCCAAGAAAAGACUGACACUGAUAGGAAGUCACAAGACGAGGCAUACACUGACAAGAACCUUCAAGAAAAUGCAGAAACUGAUGAGAAACCCCAAGAAAAUGUAGAAACUGAUGAGAAACCCCAAGAAAACUUAGAAACUGAUGAGAAACCCCAAGAAAAUGUAGAAACUGAUGAGAAACCCCAAGAAAAUGUUGAUACUGAGGGCAAGUCACAAGGAAAAGCAGAUGCUGUUGGCAAGUAUCAAGUUGAAGCUACUGCUGAAGGCAAGUCUGAAGAUAAGGCAGGCACUGAGGGUAGAGCUCAUUUAAAUAGUGACGCAAAAGAUAACCAUCUAGAUUCUGAAACAAAAAAGAAAUUGGAUAAACUUUAUGCUGAAUUUUCCAACAGUAGGUACUGGGUACAUUUGAGAAGCUUCCUGCAAAAUAAUGGUGUACCGCCCAGUGAAAGUCUGGUAAGUUUUUUCAGGGAACAAGGCCAAGUUGAUUAUUGUAAAGGUAUGAUUAAGCCUGGGGAUUCUAUCGAAGACUUUACAGUGGUUAGUGCUGAGGACUUGGAUAUUAAUAAAUGUGAAGAAAAUGGUAAUGGAGGUAAAGUGCAGUCAGAUGAAGUUAAUAAAUUUGAAGAAAAUGGAAAUGAAGGUAAAGUGCAGUCAGAAACCAAUCAAGUAGAUCCCACUCCUGAUAAUGAAGAAGAAAUUGGUACUAUAAAUGGAAGCAGCUGUGAAUCAGAAUCGUUAGAAAAAACAGGUACAAAGCGUAGGAAAGAGGAUAGGGUAGAAGUAAAUGUGGAAGCUAAUGAAGUUGGAAUAAAUUCUGCAAUGCAAAGUAAGAGGGCAAGACAUGAAAGAAAUCACAUUGUUGUGAAUGGACAUGGACAGGAAGAGCUUGACGAAAGUGACGAGGAGGAGGAAAGUGAAGACGUUGAUAGCUGCAAUUCAACAAAGGUAUUGGAUGGGGCUAAAAUUAAAAGGUCUUCAAAGCAGAAGAGAAAGAAGAAAAUCCUUUCCAGUACAGCAAGCCAUACUGGGCUUGGAUGGUUAAUGAGUUACAUUGGAAAGAAUAAUGAUGAUCAAGAUUCAUCUGGGAAAAGUAAAGCCCAUGAAAAUGAAGUGCCAAAUCCUGAUAAUAUUUUUAGUGUGGCAUACUGCCAAGGAUCACAAGAAACAAUUGCAGGUCAUAUUGAGAGGCUUGCUUCUCUGGGGAACCUUCCCUCUGAAGAUUACCAGUUUAAAGCUGAUGAACUCAACUUGAAGGAAGAUUGCAGGAAAUUGAGUAAGUGCUUUAAUUCUCAGGUAACUGAUGUAUUGUCAUCAAGUUGCAACAAAGAGAGAGAUGUCAUCAGUGAUGAAGACAUUGUCUCUGAAAAGGAGCAUAAUUCAGGCAGUAGAGAAUCUGGUGAAAAUGAUGUAUCUGAAGAUUAUGAGUCAGAUGAAGAGGAAGUUUGUAAAGAUGGAGAAUCAGAUAAUAAUAGUUGUCAUUAUUUCAAAGACAAUUAUAAUGCUUCGGGUAAAAAGGGAACCAUUGCUCUGACACAAAGCAAGCCCUGGUUCUUGACGUCAUUUUCUUCACUGAAGAACUUUUUGCUUAUGGUUGCAUCCCAUAUACAAAGCAUUUUCAUCCCAGUGUACUCCUCCCUAGGUAAUACUAGGUCAGUUGCCAAAAAUAAUUGGAGUUAUCUAGAAUUCUUUCGUAAAAUGGUUGGCUUUCCUGUUAUGGUAAAGUGUAGGGUUAAGAAGAAAUCAAAGAAGUCUUGUCAGGCCAGACUGGAGAAAUGGUUGCAACAAGUAUGCAAUACAAGUGUUUCUCUUCCAGAAAGUGAGCCAUUUACUAGGUUCCAUACUUAUGAGGAUCAGAGAGAGAUGCCAACACUUUAUCAAUCCCUAGAAGUUAUCCGACAAGGGGAUGGCACUUCUUUUCUAGCAGUAAACACUUUCAAUUCUGGAAGGCAUCUAUUUCUCAACAGUUCACAGAAAAACAAUGAGGAUGAUUGGGAAAACUGUCACAUAACAUUUGAUGAGGAUGGAAACCCUGUCAGAGUGCCAGAAAAGACUCUUGAUUCAGAUGACUCUGAUAAGGAAGGGAGAAAUUGGAGUGAGAUCACUGCAAAUCACAAGUAUGUUAGCUAUAAUACUAAUCGGGAAAUUCCACCACCAGAGCUCCCAGAACAUCUUCUUAAGUACUGGGCUCAGCGACAUCGUUUGUUUCUAAGAUAUGAUGAAGGUAUAAGGUUAGAUGACGAAUCAUGGUAUUCUGUUACACCGGAGAUGAUAGCAGCUCAUCAUGCUUAUAGAUGUAAGUGUGAUGUUGUUAUUGAUGCCUUUUGUGGUUCUGGAGGCAAUGCUAUUCAGUUAGCCAGUACUUGCAAGUCUGUGAUUGCAAUAGACAUUGAUCCUGCUAAGAUAGAACUGGCACGCCACAAUGCAACCAUUUAUGGAGUUCAAGAUCGUAUUAAAUUCAUUGUUGGUGACUUUUUGGAAUUGGCUCCUACACUGAGUGCUGAUGUUGUUCUCCUGUCUCCUCCUUGGGGUGGUACAGAAUAUUUUCAAGAGAGAGUAUAUGAUGUAAAGAAACUUGGAGGUACCAUGGAAUGUGAAAAGAUAAUGCAAGCAGCUCGUUUAAUUACAAAAAACAUUGCUCUUUACCUUCCAAGGUCUAGUAAUUUGUGUCAGAUUAUUGAACUAGCUGGACUAGGUGAGUCUGUGGAUUUGGAGUAUAAUUAUAUGAACAAGAAACUGAAGGCUGUCACUGCAUAUUUUGGUAAACUAGUCCACUAUUAGUCUUCAUUAGACUCUGGUGUUCAUAGAAAUUCUUACAUGAACAGUCCUUUAUUUUUCUCAGUUCACAAUGUAAAUAAUAGUUUUUAGAAUGAAAAAUACUAUUUUUAUAGUCCUUUUCUAUUGACAUUUUUUUUCCAUGUUGAGUGAUUAGCCUUUCCUUUCUCAUGUGGUGCAGUAUUAUCAGACAGUCUCCAGUUCCUAACGUUGAGAAUUUUUCAAUCUAAUUAAAGUUCUUGUAUAUAUUUAAAUGCUCAUGAUAAUGCAAAGGAUUUAAGUCUAUACUUUGAUUUUAGAUAAAGACAUCAGUAACUUUUUGCAUCUGAGGAUUUUACUUGCAAGUAAUCUUUCAUUGAAGUAUUGAUUUUGGUUAACUGAUAUUGAAGUAUUGAUUUUGGUUAACGGAUAUUGAAGUAUUAAUUUUGGUUAACUGGGAUGAUUUGCUUUAAUAUAUUAGUUUCAAGAUUAUCAGUUUUGCUUUAAGCAAAUGUGGGGUAAUUAAGUUAUUUUUAUCUAGUUAUUGCUACGGUCACAUUUUAUGAUAUCUUAAUUUUACAAUAAACUAUUGAUAAGUGAUCUAGUUAUGACAUGAAAUCUGAAUCUCAGGUUUUAUUUUUUUCCAUUUCUAGAGAAAUAUUUUCUGUAUGAAUAUGCAGAGAAAUUGGUCAUGCUUCAAAAAAUUUUCAUAGAACCUGUAUUGGAUUUUUGAAAAGGCAUUGCAUAAUAAUAUUUACAUUUCUUUUGCAGUGUUUGUAAGUUAAAUUUUCCUAAUUAUAAAUUUGAGGUUGAGUUAUUAUGUAGCCUAGUACACAUUAUCACGUACCUGAUUCUGUUAUUCUGUGUCAUGUAUAUGAUGGUUGUUAGAAAAGUUUGUGAGAGUUGCAAGUUAUUGACUGGAAUGUUCCUAUUAUGUAUGGGAUUUCUAUUCUGAAUAAAAGUGACAUGAUUAUAGCUGUUCAGAACUGUAUUUCUUUAAGAAUGUGACUGCGACUAUGUUGAGGGCAGUGAAUUUGGCACUGUCUUCACCUUUAAUUUAUAUUGUAGUUUUGUAUUUUCUUCAAAAAAAUAAAUUAUAGAACCUUACUAUUAAAUUCAUAACCAUUCAUAUUCUACAAAUUUACAAAUUGGUUUCUUGCUACUAAAGUUAUUAAAUUAUAUCAUCUGUUACCUAUGUUAAGUUGGCCAAAGGUUAUACAGUUUAAAAAAAAUUUUUUAGUACAUAGUAUAAUGAUUUAUCUUGACUUACGUCCUUGUGUUUCACAGUAAUAAGUUGGUUGAUGCGACAGGUGAGGUAAUUUAGGAUUUAUUUUAUUUUUAAAAGUUCAAUCCCUUGUGCAUAUUUUUAGGUAAGUGCAAUCUUCAAAUCAUGUUCCUUGUAAUUUUGUUUUUUAUGUAGAAUAAAGGAUACAAGUAUGGAAACUUAAUUAAUUCUGUUCAAAUCAUAUAUAAAUACAUGUUUUCUGUUUUUACACUACAGUAUUUUGUAGAAUAGUAUAUUAAUAAAGCUGUUUUGAAAUA